Messenger RNA from Drosophila busckii, 1014 nucleotides. RefSeq lists its product as uncharacterized. NCBI's taxonomy places the organism in Eukaryota, Metazoa, Arthropoda, Insecta, Diptera, Drosophilidae. The record is from RefSeq and is a predicted model, not a curated record. The transcript has 3 exons. The coding region runs from base 1 to 1014 and encodes 337 amino acids.
AUGCGAUUGUUGCUGCUGUUGCUAAUCUCCUGCACCACAGGCAUGCGCGCGCCUCGUUCCUUUCAUAGACGCAGUCGCAGCUAUUUCAGCUCAGUGGGUCCGCCUGAUGCAGUGCGUCUAAUAGCGAAAGGACCAGCUGGCUAUCGCUCUGAUCUGCAGACCAAUGAAAGCAAGCGACGCGAAGUGAGCUCCAAAUACGCCAAGAAAACGCAUUACAGGCCUUACAAUUCGGAGGAUGACUACUCCAGCGAGCGCUACUCCUCGGCCGAAUACAGCGGUGAAGCGCCGCAGGACAGUCGCGAGUACACCAUUGGCACACAGAUACGUGUGCAGCAUCCCAUUACGAUACCCAAAAAGGCCAGCUCCAGCUCUAACUAUGCCAAGCCGCCCAAGUAUGUAACAGCCGUGCCUUACAAAAGCGCCGUGUCCACUGUUUACGGCGGCGACUUUAGCUCUGGCGAGGAGCGCGCACCAGCGCCACCGCCAAGUCCGCCAAAGCGCUCUAAGUGGACACAGCCUCAGUACGCUGCUGAGCCAGAUCCGUUUCAUUUAGUGCCGCCGCCCAAGACCACAGCGGCUAGCAGCAAUCAUGCCUAUAGAGUCUUUGAGCCCGAUCAUGAUGACUAUGAAGUGCCUAGGCCCACACGCCCAAAGAAUUACGAGCGCUACAAGACUGUUGCUUCGAAGAAACAGAUCGAGGCUUAUCUGGAAGAUCAGCAGAAGCUGCUGGAUGAAGCCAUACAGCGGCAGCUGCUUAACAAUCCCAAGCUCAAAAAGUUCUUGAAGAACGACUCACAAGAGUCGCGCCCUGACUUGGACUUGGAAGACUUUGAAACAUUUCCGCCCAACUUUAACGCGGGCAACAGCUUCAAUGCUGAGCACACGCAUCUGCAGCCGCCCAAGGGCAGUCGACCUCAUCGACGACCAGGCCUAGAGCUCAAGCGUUCACCCAAAACGCAUAUCUUGAAACCCAAAAGAAAAUACAGAUCGACUGCCUUAGUAAUCAAUGUUUAA